AUGUGUCCGAGAUGGCUGAAACUGAAAGAGUCCAAGAGGCCGGCCAUUCGGAGCGGCUUUCUGGAGUUUCCGGAGCCCUUUGUCUUCGGUGUUGCUACAUCUGCAUAUCAGAUCGAGGGGGCAGCAAACCAGCAUGGGCGCAAGCCUUCCAUUUGGGAUGAGUUUUCCCAUUUGCCUGGCACCACGAGCGAUGGUGCCACGGGCGACAUUGCGUGCGAUCACUACCACCUGUUUCAGGAGGACGUGGACGUGAUGUCAAAGCUCAAUGUGAAGGCUUACCGAUUCUCGAUCUCAUGGAGCCGCAUUCUACCGAAUGGAACUGGAGGAAUCAACAAGGAAGGGAUCAAGUUCUACUCUGACUUGAUCGACAGCUUGCUUGCAGCAGGUAUUGUUCCUUGGGUUACUCUGUAUCACUGGGAUUUGCCCUCGAAGCUUGACUGGUUGGAUUCCAAGGAUUCCAUAACAUCGGCAUUUUCGACAUACGCCCGGACCUGCUUCGAGAGCUUUGGUGAUCGCGUGAAGCAUUGGAUCACGUUGAAUGAGCCUUGGUGCAGCGCGGUCUUGGGUUACAACACUGGCGACCAUGCACCUGGCCACACUGAUGCGGCCGAGUACGUGGCAGGCCACCAUAUGCUCCUUGCGCAUGCGGAAGCUGUGCGAGUCUAUCGUGAGGACUUUGCAGAUCAGAACGGUCAGAUUGGCAUUUCGCUGAAUGCAGACUGGCGCCAACCCAUGGAGAGCACCAGGGAGGACCGUCGAGCAGCUGAGCGUGCAAUGGACUUCUCCCUUGGCUGGUUUGCGGAGCCGGUGUUUCACGGGGAUUAUCCCAAAUGCAUGAGGGAAACCUGUGGUGAGAGGCUUCCAGCUUUCACGCCAGCUGAGUCUGCGCUUCUCAAGGGCUCGAGUGACUUCUUUGGCCUGAACAGCUACAGCGCCAACUUUGCCAAAGCUGCCCAACACCCCACCGAGGGCUCUGGCUACUGGAGUGACAUUGGAGUCGAGUGGUGGCACACCGAUCAAGACUGGGACAGAACCGACAUGGGAUGGCCAAUCGUACCAUGGUCCCUGCGGGAAAUCCUUCUUCACAUUCAGGAGCGGUACCGCCCGGUCGGCGGCAUCUUCAUCACGGAGAAUGGAUGUGCAUGUGAAAGUGAAGAAUCAGCCGAGCUCGAUCGAAGGUCAGAUGCGCUAGUGCCUACAGCAUGGGCUGGAGGCGAGAUCUGGAGGCCAGAGUCAGGAAUGGUCUUCGAUGACCCAGAGCGGGUGCGUUUUUUCAGGGCUCACUUGAGCGCUGUCCACGCUGCCAUUUCCCGUGGUGCAGAUGUACGUGGCUACUUUGCAUGGUCUCUCCUGGACAAUUUUGAAUGGGCUGAAGGUUAUGCAAAGCGCUUUGGAAUUGUCCGGGUUGACUUCCCAACUCAGGAGCGCAUGCUGAAAUCAUCUGCCCGCUUCCUUGCCGCGGUCUUCAAGGCAUCUUCGGAACUCGUGGGAAAGGUGCAGGAUGCGCAGCGCCAUGGAAGGCUAGUGGUCUUGAAGCCCCGGGAAAGGAGCAGUAUGCCGGCAGAACCUUCUGAGCUGACUCACGCAAAACGGCUGCUUCGAAGCUGGCGCUUGGCCUGCUUUGACCACGUCUUGCAGAUGCAGGGAAUGCUUCAGCCAGCGCUAACAGACGGAAUUGUCUGCAUGAACACAUCAGUUGAGAGUCAUAUUGACGUUAUGGCGCCGGAAGCCUGGAUCAAGACCGCUCAGCAAUACAUCCAGCCUGCGGUCUCAGAUGUUGUGAUCCGACAAUCCGAGUCCUUGUAUGUGGAGACCAGGCGGACACAUUGUGAGUGGGUGAUCCCGGAUCACGUUGGGGUGCUGUGGGUAGAGGUCUCAAACUACAAGUUGGUGAAGCGGCCAGCGCGCUUGCCCAGCCGUCUUGAAGACUUCAAGACCAACAACGUGUCCGGGCCUAACUGUGCUCUGGAGAAUUUGCUCGCAUCCUGUUCCUGUCGAUCAGAGGGCACAUCUCACCUUGCCUAUGCCGUCCGCCACAAGAUGCGAAUGGCUGCACGAGCGGCGUGCGCGAGCCUCGUCAGCGAUCGACGGCGGCUGGAGGCCGCAGUGGUGAAGCAUUCUCAUGGGGUUGCUGCAGCUUGGGCUAUGUACCUCAGGAUCAAGCUCUUCCGAAGCGUCAUUGUUUCUUGGAGGAUCAGCGCCUUGAGCGCAGCUUUUGACAGAGAACAACAGUUCAAGGACCUUCAGCGCAAAGCAGAGGACGAUAGCUUUGUGGAUCCCUUGCUCGAGCGGCAGCGGACUGCUCAGACGAAGGUCGCGCAGGUGAUGUGCAGAUCGUUGGAUGAGGGCGGCUUGCAGCUGAUACUUCUCCGGUGGCACCGAAUGGCCUUCAAGGAGAGACGUCAAAAGCAGGUGCUCCAGUUGCGCCAGGAGUCAGAGGCAAGGCUCAAAGUGCAGCGGCAACAGCGAGAGCAGGCGGAGCUGGCUACAGCAAGGUACCGGGAACACGUGUUUGCAUCGUUCAUGGCGUCGGGAUCGGUGGGAUCUCCAAACUGGCUGCGACUGUUUCUGUGGGAUUGGAAGCGGGCACUUCGGUCGUCUGCUUGGAAGCGCAUCCUACGCCUGUGGCGAGUUAUUGCUGCGAUGGAAAUCUUCAAGUGCAAAGGUUGGUUGCUAGAAUUCUGUGUGCACAUAUGGGCAUCGGUUGCACGGUGCUCCGUGCUUCAGGCGGAAACCUCACAAAGGAUUUCCAGGCGACACCAGCUUCGCAAAGAGGAGCAGCUGCUGGAAUCCUUGCGGGCGCGGCUGGCAGAAGGCCACCCGCGCUGCUUGCUUCGUGACGCGAUGUGUGUCUGGCAGAGGUUUCGUCAAGCUGAACUUCUCCGGCAUCAGGUCAGAGUCGUCUGCGAGCGGUGGAAUGACGAGGAGGAGACAGCCAGUCUGCUCCAUCAGCGAACAAUGUGGCAGGCGUCCUGUCUCAGGAGUUGGACCUACCGAUCCAUCACCAGUCUGCAACACUUUGAGGACCUUAAAGACGGUUUCCUGGCCUGGGUGCAGGAAGUCCGCGCGGCAAAGGGUGAGGCCGCGCUGGAGCUGGUCCGUGGAGAGGUCCAGAAAGGGCCAGAGGCACAGCAGCGGUUGGAAUCCCUGGUUCGCGACAGCUGGAUUGAGAGGAGCCUACGUGCAAACUCCCAUCAUCGUCUUAAGGGUCAUGUUGCCGUUCUUUGGUCUGCCUGGCGGACAGCGGUUCAUGAGACCAGAGCCGUCCAAGCAGCAUCCAGAUGUUUUGCAAGAGCAGCACGUGGGAACUGCCCAAGCUAA
Symbiodinium pilosum is the source of this 3321-nucleotide messenger RNA. NCBI's taxonomy places the organism in Eukaryota, Dinophyceae, Suessiales, Symbiodiniaceae. The record is from the annotation of a GenBank genome assembly.